Closterium sp. Naga37s-1 is the source of this 654-nucleotide messenger RNA. The record is from the annotation of a GenBank genome assembly. NCBI's taxonomy places the organism in Eukaryota, Viridiplantae, Streptophyta, Zygnematophyceae, Desmidiales, Closteriaceae.
AUGGGCGCGCAUAGUGCAGAUUUGGAUGCGCGGGAUGCAGAUCUGGUCGCGCUGAGUGCAAGUCUGGUCGCGCGGAAUGCAGAUCUGGUCGCGCGGAGUGCAGAUCUGGAUGCGUGGAAUGCAGAUCUGGUCGCGCGGAGGGCAUAUCUGGUCGCGCGGGGUGCAGAUCUGGAUGCGCGGAAUGCAGACCUGGACGCGCAGAAUGCAGAUUUGGUAACGAAAUGUGCAGAUCUGGGUGAAGGGGGAGUAGAUCUGGGCGCGGGAGGAGUAGAGUCUAAGGUAUCAGGUUCGUACAGUUUCGAUGUCUGCGCGGACCUCCCUCCUGCUUGCGCAGACGAUGCUGCUGCCUUAGCGAACAUCCUUGAUGCCUUUGCGGACGACAUUGCUGCCUUCACAUAUGAGUUACUCCCUCCGCUUCCACUCAUGCCACUCAUAUCAACCCUUGCUGCUCCCAUCCUUCUCUUGCCAUCCCACUUACUCACCCCCCUCUCCCACUCCCACCCCCCGCCCUCCCAACCCCCCCCUCCCCCUGUCCGCCUUAGCAGGUUGCUCUGGACCCGCAUGCAACGACUUGGCGGGCAGCAGGGCGCUCUUCCUUGGCUGCACCGAACCGACCGCCUGUCACACGCGCCUCCCAAGAGACAAGAUGAGUAA